Agrilus planipennis (emerald ash borer) is the source of this 2210-nucleotide messenger RNA. RefSeq names its product zinc finger protein 155-like. The transcript has a single exon. Bases 77 to 2176 code for a protein of 699 amino acids. The record is from RefSeq and is a predicted model, not a curated record. Gene Ontology annotation, biological process: regulation of transcription by RNA polymerase II. Gene Ontology annotation, molecular function: RNA polymerase II cis-regulatory region sequence-specific DNA binding; DNA-binding transcription activator activity, RNA polymerase II-specific. Gene Ontology annotation, cellular component: nucleus. NCBI's taxonomy places the organism in Eukaryota, Metazoa, Arthropoda, Insecta, Coleoptera, Buprestidae.
UGUUAAGGUUAGUUUAGCAGUAGGGAAAUUUAAUAAAAUACACUGUUAAUUAUUGCAAUACUUUCGUUACGAGAAAAUGUCUAAUAAAUACUAUCAAGAUUCGAAUGCUUCCAUGUUUCCUACAAUAGCUGGUGAACAAGUUCAAAAUCAAGUCCAGGGCUCUUAUACUUCCUGUGAUUCUCCAGUUAUAAAUCAACCCAAUUACAGUGCUUGUGAUUUCAUUUAUGGACAACAAAUGGUUAUAAGGAAUCCAGUUAAUUAUACAGCAAACUCUUAUUUUUGUGCUGAUCAAAUUGAUAACACUGCCUGGCUUCCUGACCCAAAGGUGUUUGCUGACAUUGAAAAGGGUUUAAAACUAUCUGAUAAAAUUGAAACUAUUGAAAUAACAAGUAAAGAUUUAAGUCCAGCGAGUUGCUGCAGCAAUGUGGAUCUCCUUUUGCCAGACCUUUACAAAAGCAUUAACCGUGACAUAAACUAUUUUGGUAAAUCAGUAACCAAUGAUUCUCAAUGGUUUUGUAAUGUUAACUGCAAUAAUAAGAUCCACAGUUAUCUCCCAUGUUCGCAGGGUGUUGAUAACGAAUUUGAAAAUAAACAGCCAAAAUAUUGCAGCAUGCAAAAGCUUCCUGAAUUUGAAAAUGUUAAAGUCCUUUCUUUUAAUAAUAAUCAGCAAACAGAACAAUAUUUGCAAAGUUGUAGUAAAGAAAAAUUGUAUUUCACUGAAGAAGUUAAUCAAAAUAAUAUUAAUGACUACAACAUCUAUAAUACUUGUGAUAAUAGAAAAGAUGAUGCAUUAUUAAGUUUAAGCGAUAUUAAUACUAAUAUUUUCUAUUCUAACAUUCCAUUUGAAGACAUUAAUGAAGACCAUAAUUCUGUUAAUUGUUCAAAUGGAGAAAGUGAUAUAGUUGUGGAGGAGUCAGAUGAGGAAACUCCCGAUAUUUGCGAAAAUAUUUCUAAAAAGUGUGACUAUUCGACAAAUUGCAUUAUUUGUAAUUGCAUGUUCACCCCAACAGGGAAUCAAUUUUUUAUCCUUACAACAGAGACACCAUUAACAAUGUGUUCACAAAUAUCUGUUCACCAAAAGUUAUCAGAAGUAGUAGAAUUAGUAGAAAACAAGCAUAAUUACUUGUGUAAUCAGUGCUUAGAUCUAAUCAAUACCAUUGAUCAUUUACAGUGGAAAUUAGAGAACACUAGAGUGGAAUUAAUUAAAAAAUACGAGAAAACAUGCCAGUUCAAUGGUAUAAAUUUAAAUGCUAAUAAAAAGGUAGAAAACAAGACUAAAAAGUUGUUUAAAAACUUUUGCGGUCGACACAGUUUCAAAUGCAAAGAGUGUAAAAAAGUUUUUACGCUCAAGAAACUUUACUGGAGUCAUUUGUGUCGGAAAAAGACGCACAAGUAUUUAUGCGAGAUGUGUGGCAAAACAAUAAAGAGCUACAAAUUUUUUAAUCGCCACUUGUUGUUGCACAAAAACGUUAUUAAAAGAUUUCAACCCUCAAUCCAACUUUUCAAAUGCAAAAUUUGCGAAAAAUUAUUUCGGACGAACACCAGACUUAAAGAGCACCUGAACUAUUGCUCGGGGAAGUUUCCAUAUGUCUGUGAACAUGAGGGUUGCGACAAGAAGUUUGCAACAUCCACUAAACUGAAAAAUCACGUGAAGCAAAAACACGAUAAGAAAUUUAUAGCCAUUUGUUCAAUAUGUAACAUUGGUUUCGUAAUCAUUUCGGAUUACAAGACCCAUAUGGUAUCGCACAGCACCGAAAAAAAGUACAACUGCGCAAAGUGUCACAAAUCCUACAAAACUUUAAGCAAUUUAAAUUUUCACAUGAAAGUUCAUAGUGAAACCAUGCCUUUUACAUGUACCAUUUGUAAAAAAGGAUUCAUGAGAAAAGAGUAUCUUGAAUCUCACGUUAACAAUCAUUAUGGAAUUAAGAAUUAUGCGUGUGCGAUUUGUAAUAAAAAAUUCGUGUCGCAGAAAAACUUGGAUGUACAUUCGAAGCAUCAUGAUGGGAGUGUUAAAACGAAAACAUGUAAUAUUUGCGGUAAAAAUGUUGCGAAUGGUUUGGAAGAUCAUCUUAGGACUCAUAUGAACUUACUAGAGUUUGAGUGUAACGUUUGCAAAAUGAAAUUCAAUACUAAAAAUACGCUAUCGAAACAUGUAAAGAAAAAACAUUGUAAUUAAUAGGUUGUAAGUUCCAUUUUUGUGCAAAACAAAU